AUGGACAUUGAUCCAGAUACACUUAUUAAUGAAAUUGUUUUGCAUCCAAUAUUGUGGGAUCAAAAACAUAAAGCUUAUCACAAUCGUUACCUGGUCGAAAAAGAGUGGGAAUGCUUAGAAGCCGCUAUGAAACAACCAAAAGAUCUAUUGAAAAAGAAAUGGAAAUAUAUUCGAGAUCAGUUUCGGAGUGAAUACAAAAAGAUACUAGUAGCCAAAUCCGGAGAUCCUGACAUAUCUGAAGCUCAGUACGAACUGUAUACAACAUGGGCACACUUCAAAUCGUUAUUGUUCUUGAAAGACCAAAUAAAACCGCGUAAAAUUAGUGGAAAUUUAUCCAAAUCUACAACUUGUGAAACACCCAUAGUAGACUUUGACAAUUCCACACAAGACUCUGCGGAAAACACACAAUUUAUUAAUGUUAAAAAUGAAUUUACUGACUAUGAAUUGACGUCUAAUACACCAGUAGCGACACAAGUAAAUAAAAGGCAUCACAGCAGCGCUGAUGAAAUGUUGACUCUUGAAGAACGAAAACUAGAAUUGCUGGAGAAAAAGAUACGAAUUUCAAAUGAGCGUGAUGAUGAUGAGUUAUUCUUCCAAAGUAUAUUACCCUUUAUGAAGCUGCUGGACUUGGAACAAAAGUUAAGAUGUAGAAUUGACAUACAAAAUACCAUUUACAAUUAUGCGUUUUCCGAUACCAAAAACAGGUCUGUAAAUAUUGAUGGGAACAGCACAGUGUUAAACAAUAAACUAGAGACAAAUUAAAAAAAUAAUGAAAAAAACUAAAAAACAGAUUUCUUGUUCUACCAUAUUUCAAUAUUUUUUAAAUUUUCAACUGAAAUCCUUUCCUUUUUGCAAACUGUAUAUAGUAUUUUGCAUUAUUAUUGUUUUAUUUUAUCAAAUAAAAUUAUUGUUUACCUUAAAAUGCGUAUUUAUUUCCCAUACGGUGUGAAGGGAUACUUUUUUAAGCAAAAUAUUCGAAUGCAUACAAAAACGAUUCGUAUAAAUCCAUCGUUGAUAUUGAAAUCUAAAACACCAAGGCAACAGCUUGCCUAACGUAAUUCUUCAUAAGUAACGAGCCACUUAUUUUAAAGAUUUAAAAAAUACAUCCAAUAUGGACAAGCAUAUACAGAAACUUUUGGAGGAAAGGUCGUUCACAUUGCAGAGCUUGAGAUGUUUACAGAUCAAUGUGGUACAUUUGUUUUUCAAAUGAUUGUUUUUGAUUAUUCGAGUUAUAUACAAAUUUACCAAUUGUAAAAUUUACCAGUGUAAUCCUAAUACACUUUUGUUAUAUGCAAUAAAUACAAUUGAUUACAAAUAACAAAAAAAUAAUAUAGCCGUUAAAGUGUAUGACGCGCAAGCGCAAUACCAACUAACUCGUCACUAAUACAUUAAUAUUGAAAUGCAUGUGUUUAAAACUUUUUUUCUAUUCUUUAUUCUCCUCCACACACAAUUACUGCAGUAUUUCAGUGGCUAUUAUCAUUCUAUUUUUGUAAAAAAUAAUAUAAACACUUUGCUUUUGCCAGCUGCAAUAGCUUAAAUACACUGUUUAAAGUGUAACUAUCCUACUGUGUCCCGCUUAGAAGAAGAAACCAAGAAUUUUGCCUCCCAAAUGUUUUCGUCUGGCCUCCUCAUGAUCCAUGAUACCGCCGGAUGUGG
This is a messenger RNA of Zeugodacus cucurbitae (melon fly), 1656 nucleotides long. RefSeq names its product transcription factor Adf-1. Gene Ontology annotation, molecular function: DNA binding. Gene Ontology annotation, biological process: regulation of transcription by RNA polymerase II. The coding region runs from base 1 to 762 and encodes 253 amino acids. The record is from RefSeq and is a predicted model, not a curated record. The transcript has 2 exons. Gene Ontology annotation, cellular component: nucleus; transcription regulator complex. NCBI's taxonomy places the organism in Eukaryota, Metazoa, Arthropoda, Insecta, Diptera, Tephritidae.